Ipomoea nil (Japanese morning glory) is the source of this 1557-nucleotide messenger RNA. RefSeq names its product protein GPR107-like. The transcript has a single exon. Gene Ontology annotation, cellular component: Golgi apparatus; membrane. Gene Ontology annotation, biological process: transport. NCBI's taxonomy places the organism in Eukaryota, Viridiplantae, Streptophyta, Magnoliopsida, Solanales, Convolvulaceae. The record is from RefSeq and is a predicted model, not a curated record. The annotation marks the transcript as partial.
CAUUUUUGGCCAACAAGAAAGCGAAGAAUUAACUACCUUAAAACUGCCGUCGUGGCAUCAUCCUUCGCGCCUACUUCGCGUUGGACAAAUUCCAGGAUUCUUUUCAUCGACCAAGACUGCUUCAUUUCGAUUUCUCAGACUCCAUCAUCAUCAUCCUCCUCCUCUUGAUCUUCGUAGCAGUAACCAGAUUAUUAUAAGAAUAUCCGCCAUUGAACCCAAUUUCCCCUUCCCUCUGCAGAACCAUAAUCUCCCAAUUUCUCGAAUAAAAACCAUGCCUCCUUCUCUUCCCCUUUUCUUCCUCGUCUUCUUCAUCUAUCUCUCGCCACUCGCUCUCGCUGAGAUCCGGUUCUUGCAGGUUCGCUCCGACAACAAACCCGUAAUCCUAUUCGACGAAUUCGGGUUCACCCACCGUGGCCGUCUCCAACUGAACGUUUCCAAGAUUAGCUUCAACGGCCCCCACAACUUGGACCUCACCAGACUCGGGUUCUUCCUCUGCACCCCGGAAUCCUGGAUGCAGAUUCUUCAGCAGCUUGAUGACGGCGAGAUCACUUGCGUUCUCAAGUCCGAUUACGCCAAGGUCGUCUUUUCAUUCGAUUAUCUCCACGCCAAUUCCUCCUUUGACAAGCUCUAUUUCGUGUCCGACGCCGGCCAGUACAGUCUCAUCUUUGCGAAUUGUCUGCCCCAGCUCGCGAUCUCCAUGGACGUCCGAUCCGCGAUGUACAAUCUCGAAGGAAAAUCGGGGGAUAAACGUGACUAUCUCCCCGCCGGCAAGACCAUUUUACCCAGGGUUUAUUUUAUCUUCUCCCUCGUUUAUUUUGGCUUGGCUGGUGUAUGGAUUUAUGUGUUGUGGAAGAAGCGUUUAACGGCUUUCCGCAUUCAUUUCUUCAUGCUUUUGGUGGUAAUCUUGAAAGCCUUGAACUUGCUCUGUGAAGCUGAGGAUAAAUCGUAUAUUAAACGAACUGGAUAUGCCCAUGGCUGGGAUGUGUUAUUUUACAUAUUCAGCUUCUUGAAGGGAAUCAUGCUGUUCACUUUGAUCGUGUUGAUUGGGACGGGUUGGUCGUUUUUGAAGCCAUAUUUGCAUGAUAGGGAGAAGAAAGUGUUGAUGAUUCUAAUCCCACUUCAAGUGUUAGCAAACAUUGCACAGGUUGUGAUUGAUGAAACCACACCCUAUGGAAUUGAUUGGAUGACUUGGAAGGAAGUGUUCUUUCUUGUCGAUGUAAUCUGUUGUUGUGCCGUUUUGUUCCCCAUUGUUUGGUCCAUUAAGAAUCUUCGUGAGGCUGCCCGGACUGAUGGGAAGGCUGCGGUGAAUUUGAUGAAAUUGACUCUCUUUAGGCACUACUACAUUGUGGUUAUAUGUUACAUCUACUUUACGCGGGUUGUGGUUUAUGCAUUAGAAACAAUCACCUCGUAUAGGUAUCUGUGGACUAGUGUGGUGGCAGGGGAAUUAGCGACACUAGCGUUUUAUGUGUUCACUGGGUACAAGUUCAAACCCGAGGCUCACAAUCCAUACUUUGUGAUUGACGAUGAGGAGGAAGAGGCUGCCGUUGAGGCGUUGAA